AUGGCUUUUCAGGUCGGCGGGGAUGAUCUCAGGCUGGCUCGGAUCGCGGAGGCGAUUCGUGUGAUUCCCAAUUUUCCCAAGCCUGGUAAUCCGUUCCGGCUGCGUAGUCUCCCUCCCUGUUUGGCUUUCGCAACAUUCGAUGUCCGAUUCCCUCCCUCCCCCCGAACUCGCUCUUUUAGGGGAACGUUAAGAGGUGAUGAUUCUGUUCCUGAACAUUUUUUUUGUUGUUGCAGGGAUAAUGUUCCAGGAUAUUACAACCCUGCUGCUCGACCCUAAGGCAUUUAAGGACACUAUCGAUAUGUUUGUCGAGAGAUAUAAGGACAUGAAUAUCUCAGUAGUCGCUGGUAAUAGCUUCCCGGGAUUACGUUUCAUCUUUUUUUGGUUUGUUCUCAAGCGUUAGACAAGUCAUUGUUUGAGCUCUUGUGUCCCUUUUUUUCGUUUCUUCUGACGACGAAUUUUUGAAUAAUGGAGACGAGAGAGGAACAAAUGCUAACAAAUGUUGUUCAUCAAAUUUACUGUCUGAAUUGACGACUUUAAUUUAAGGUUUUUUGGUCAAGGCUAGAGCUUCUGCGUCCAGAGUUCACUCGGAAAAGAUGAGAACUAAAAUUAGAUGAAAAGAUUACAGCCAUGCGGCGGUUUGGCCUCCUCAAUGCGGAAAUCUAGAUUUAUUCACCACAUGUCGAGCCCCGCCAGACCAUGUAGAGCCCAAUGUAACUGUCCUGGAAUUAACGGUAAUAAUUCUGAAGCGGAUCAUAUUAGAUCGGUCAAUAUCAGUCUUUGGGGGCGGGGAGGGGGGCGAGUUCAGAUGGACAUAAUACAAAAGGGGCAGAUAAACUAUAUGGCGGAAGAUUGUAAAAAAAAAAAUCACAAUUUGUUAUCCCCUUCUUGCUUCAUUCUCUUCAUCUUUCUACCAGCAUGUUCUGUAAAGCUUGUAUUUCUUCCUCUUCUCCUUCCAUUGUUGGUGCGCGGACGGCCAUCCUUCCUCCGUUUUUGGAACGAUAGAUAAAAAUUGGUAUUUAAAUCAGAAUCAGUUGUUCCUCAGUCCUCGAUUUUGAGCCAGUUUUCAAUGUUCCCAAAGAUUAGUUACCAGAACUAAACUGCACAUAAAAUUCAUAGGACUCAGACAGCAUUGAUGCUGGAUUUUAGAAAAUGCUUGUAGAUUAGUUUCAUGGUUUUGGUCUGUAUUUUUGUGGAAAAUUAAGAUCACUGGUACCGUGCCUACUAUGACAUCAUUUGACAACUAGUUGAAAAAGAAAUGGACAAAAGAUAAAUCUAUUUUUUUAAAACUACAUAAGUUAAAGUAAAGUUGACUAAGAAAGUGGGUAUUUUAGAAGGAAAGAAAAAUGGUUCACAGUUUUGCAGUGAACCAUGUACUUUUGGCUUUAAUUUUCUAAGCGCUCAAAUCUUCGUAAUUUUUUGUAGUCAUGACAGCUGGCCACAAACUAUCGAUGCUUUUGCUUUUUAUUUUCUUUUUCGAUUGUCUGAUGUUGACAUCUUCCUGUUUUUAAAGUGAUUUUCAUUUUUUUCAAUUAUCAAGGUAAACGCCUGUCUUAUUUCUAGAAGAGAAGAUUGGCAGAAUCUGUGUCACAUCACUGAAUUGCUUGAGAUAGUUGCUGCUAAAUCUGGACCGUACUUUAGUCUAGUUCCGUUGUAAAGUUAAUUUGAUGUUUAUACUUUGCGCAGGAAUUGAAGCAAGAGGCUUUAUAUUUGGCCCACCUAUUGCUCUGGCCAUUGGAGCAAAGUUUGUCCCGAUGAGAAAACCAAAAAAGUUGCCUGGUAUCUCUUUUUCUUUGCAUGUUUCCUAUUUCUUAAUCAGUUUUAUAGUUGCCUGUUGAUACAAAGAUAAGCUGACUUAGUCGACAAAAAAAUCAUUCCAGUAUUUUUUGUAUUGCUGAACUGUCUAUCCUCUUUCAGAAAUAAAAGGACGACAAUGCUAGUUCAAAUAUCUUUGGGGUUAUAAAGAUUUUAGUCAUUGUUCAAAAGAAAACUUCUAGUAUUUAAACUACAUGUUUGAUUUACUUCGUAAGUCUCACUAGCCUGCUAUGUUAUCAUUGCUACGAGAAACUUGUGUGCACUGCAUUUGUCUUCUGGAAACAAAAGACUUCUCCCUUACUUUCAGAGGUUGAGUUUUCUACGUGUCUAAAUGACGGUGGGAUAUUUAAAUUCGUGGUAAUAUGGCAUAUUUUUCCCAUCAUUAUUCAUUUUAUACAUGACGUUCAAAUUUAUUUAUUUUGCUGCGUAACUGAUCAUCAACAGAAAUCAUUAUUAGUCUAAUUGUUCAAAUCGUACUUCGUUAUUUUCUGAAAAAAAAAAGAGUUUUUUUUCUCUACAUAACAACAAGUGCUAUUAUAAUUACUGAGCAGUAGCCAUAGUCAACCCACCCUUUCUCAUGGUUUAGCAGCUCAAUCUCAUUCAGAGAGGCCAGAUUAGGAUUCAACCUAUGUGAAUCCCAACAUCCCUGCGGAUAUGUUGAGUUCGCAGACCGGAGUGAUAUUGAGCCAAAUCAGCAUCACUCGUAAUCAUGAUGAUCAGGAACCUAUGAGAAUCCAAUAAUUUCAAAAAAAUCAUAGAUAGAUAUAAAAUGUUUACUAUGCCUAUUCAUUUUCGAUGCUCAUCUUCCGUUCCUCUCUUAGAAGCUUGUAAAUGGGGUUUGGACGGGACCAUGUUACUCGUGCCUAUCUGCAUUGUCUUUGCCAAAUGCUUCUUUAAAAGGACUACACAGACAAAGGUCUGAUAGUUUUCCUCUCUCGAUUGUACAAGCGGCAUGCAUGUAAAUGAUUGUAUCAACUUGUUGCCAGUGUGCAGUCUUAAUAUGUGACUCUCCAAACCAAGAGGCAAGGUUUCACACAACUUUGGCAAAGUGGCCUUAACGAGUUGACAUACCUAUCGGCAAUCACCUUGUAAACCUAUGUCAGGUCUGAAGGCCUUUUCAAUGAUCAUUUAAGGCUGCGAAUAAGCUAAAAAAAAUUCAAUAUUGACAUCACAUGGGCAGAUAACUACAGAAGAUUGGGCGUCACAGAUAUCGCAUUUAUUUUUAGGCUUGUGAGCCGUAUACGGAUAUUUUCCUAUCAGUACGAGAAAGCAUAUUAAUACCUUGUCACUUAUAAAACUAAACGAAGAAUUGAAUUACCAUGUAUAAAAUUUCGUGUCUAAUCUUCUAAAUUUGUGAAUCUAUUGCUCUGUUUCUCUAAACAAAGUUGAUUUACCAUGUCUACUGAAGAUACGGGACCAACUAAUACGCCUAUCGGCUCCCUAAAGGAUGCGUAUUUCAUCCCUUUGGUGAUGAAGAUAAACUUGAAAGCGUCAAGCCAUCUAUCUGAAGAGAUAUCAACGAUCAUUUUCUUAAGUAAACCAACAACUGUGUCAAGACCAAUUAUUUUAUGGUGAAUUGCUUCAGAAGUGAACCCAAAGUCACACUUCUGCGUGCCUAAAAAAUUUGAAAAGAGCUUGAUUCUGAAAUUUCUUGCCAUUCAUUUUCCAUUGGUCCGCUGUACCUUGAUAGGUCUCCUAUUUUCAGGGAUCAGCGAUGUGCUUUCCAGGCCUAUUAUUUUUUUUACGAACAUAUGAAUCUAUCUCUUCGCAGUUAACAUUCCUGGACCAUGUAUGUCUUAUCUAUUGAAAACACAAUGUUUUGCAGGUGAAGUAAUUUCAGAAGAGUAUUCUUUGGAAUAUGGAACAGAUCGAAUUGAGAUGCAUGUAGGAGCCGUUCGGGAAGGAGAACGGGCUAUUAUUAUUGAUGAUCUUGUUGCAACAGGGGGAACUUUAUGUGCUGCUAUCAGGCUACUUGGUAAUUUCUUAAUGAUGGAGUUUUGAAUCUAUCAUCUUAUUAUGUAAUGAAAAUCUGGCAAUUUCAUUGUUUCAAGAGAACUUCUUAAUUGUGUAUAGUUUGCCAUCAUAUCGGGAUUACUAUAUUUUGUUAUCCCUCAUCACUUUAAUUGAGAGUCAUUCCAAGUAUGAAACAUAGAGAUAAGUGCAUUCUACAAGGAUAGACAUUGGCGACCAUCUAACCAGGUUGACCAGGUUUUUCGUUAUUGGGCUUCGUUUUGAAGGUAAUCAAUUUCCAUGGUCUGAAAUCUGGUUGAUAUCCACAAGGGAAAUAUGUGUCAGGAAGUUUUCCUCAAGUGGGAAGAUGUCACUGGAGUCGAGUUCCGGAUGCAUGGAUAUUUGCUUAUUUUAGUAUUUUUCUGUAUCCUCCUUAGAAAGUGCCCCUUCCUAGUCCUUGUUUCGACGGUAAUUAUUGGUUGGCACAACAUUCAAAUAAGCAGGGCCCGAUCUGAUUUCUGCUCGGGGAUAGGGCAGGCUUGUCUUAUCGUGGGUAGAAGAAUGACCAAGUUUGUCCUGGGAUAGGCUCGAUCGAUUCCAGACUAAUCCGACAGGAAUAAGUUUUAAUCAAUUACGAUUUGGAAGCUUAUUGUUUCGCUUGAAAGAAGAGAAAAAGGAGAAAAACAACAAGACUGAGAAAAGGGACAAUAUAUUGCAGUUUAUGUCCUAUAAAUAUGGUAUUUUUUUGUUGUAGGGUGUUGUUCACACCUUGCAUUAAAACCACAUUUUUAUCAAAUGCAUCGUUUUGAAUGACUUGCUUUCCGGCGUGGUUGCAAUUUUUUUUAUUUCCACCUUUAGCUAAUCCAUGAUAUAUGCGCUGAAUUCCCUAUAUUUUAGAUUCUCUGAUAAUUUUGGUCUCAGCAUUCGAAUUUCCCAUGUUAAUUGCUUUUAGUCAAAUGAUAUAGUUCGUUAGAUUAAUCAGAUUACAUGGAAACUGGACUACCUUUUUGGUUCACUUUUAUUCAUAGAUGGUAUGCAUUGAUCUUCCUUUCCUCUUGCUACUUUUGCAGAACGUGUGGGUGUGAACGUGGUUGAGUGUGCAUGUGUUAUUGAAUUACCCGAACUAAAGGUUAGGCUUUCAACCUUCUAAACCUAUUUGCAGAUGUCUACCUUUCGUACUAGUUUACUGGCAACACAAAAUCAACAUUAUAGCUUAUAGCUUCAAAGGCAUAAUGAUUAUGUUUUUGUGCGAUGAAGUCACGAAGAGGAAUUGCUCGGCAAAGUGAAUCAGCCACAAUGUUCCUGAAUUUACGAGGCCAUAAAUUUUAGAUUGUUCUUGAUUAAAACCAAUAGAAUUCAUCACGAAUUUUGUUUUUUUAAGGUAGCAAUUUCUCCGUUUUGGUACCUGACAUGGCACUUCUGUGUCUUCUUCUUUGUUCCAAAGUAUUUUCCGGCAUGUUUGGUCAUAUAUCUACUUUUCGUUCAGAAAACUUCUCUGCAGUUGAAAAUUUUGAAGAUAUAAAAUUUAAUACAACCUAAAAUUACCAAGAAGAUAAUUUUUUUGCUUCUAUUGAGGGCACCUUGCCUUUUUAUUUGCCUUUGUUGCGAAAGGCUUCAUACCUGAUCCUCUGAAGUAAACUUCUUUUGAUCUCACAAGGCAAUAGUGAAGAACUGCAGUAGAAGGUUUUCUGGUUGCUCGAAAGCAUAUAAUAUACUGUUCAUAAUUUUUCUGAUUCAUUUAAAUAUAAGGAAUAUUCCAUUAGCAAAUUUCUGAUUAUAUUUCUACCAAAUCUCAGAACUCAUUUCCAUGUGCAUUGACAUCCCAAAAAAUGGUUGACUUAGGUCAGAAGUUGGGAAGUAAAGGUUCUAAAACCCCCUUUUGUUUUCACUUUAUUGAUAUGCUUUGUCAUACAUGAGAAUUAACAUAUGUUAGCAUUGGAAAUCAGAGCCCUUUCCUGGUCAUUAUGGUUGAGCCAGAAGACAAAUCCAAGACCACUGUCCCGCUAGUGGUGCUGAUAUUGGUUCGGAGUUAUAUCCGCAAGGCACAACCGAGACCAGAAUAAUAAAAUGGCGAAAAGGUUUCUAGAAAGUAUGACACAGGAAUGUCUUUUGACAUCCACGCUGCUUUUCAGAUUGACAUAUCGCAUUAGGUCAACUUCUCGUUAAUGGGAAUUGUGCCAAGGGAUUAUUUUGUGACACACACAUCUCAAUAUUACCAUUAGUGGAAUGAAUGCCUUACCUAUAAUGUGGAACCAAUUUUGUUUGAGGCUCAAGUUGACUUCGGAUCAACAACUCAUCUCUAAUGCGGAUUUUUUUCUCGUUGACCCAGAUAUCGACCUUCAGGGUUUGACCUUACUCAUAUAGACUAAUGCAGACUUCUGAUUAUCCAGGGACGAGAGAGAUUAGGAGACAGGCCCCUCUUCGUCCUCGUUAAAGCGUUUUGA
Spirodela intermedia is the source of this 6206-nucleotide messenger RNA. The record is from the annotation of a GenBank genome assembly. NCBI's taxonomy places the organism in Eukaryota, Viridiplantae, Streptophyta, Magnoliopsida, Alismatales, Araceae.